Molecule: messenger RNA, 779 nt
Organism: Maniola jurtina (meadow brown)
Lineage: Eukaryota; Metazoa; Arthropoda; Insecta; Lepidoptera; Nymphalidae
Exons: 5
Coding region: 54-698 (214 amino acids)
Source: RefSeq, a predicted model, not a curated record
GUAAGUGAAUCAUUUAUUUUACUCUACCAACUUAAAUUAGAAAAAAAGUCAAGAUGAAGUUCUUUGUUGCCAUCGCUGCCCUGGUCGCCGUGGCCACGGCCAACCCGCUCAACACCUGGAGCCUCGCCGACCUCACUGAGGCCGUCAACAAUCCAAAUACAAAUCCUUCCCUCCUCCCCUACCUCCAAUUUGCCCUUAAUGAAUUGAAGAACAUCAUUGCCAGUGGCGUUGCUGUGGAUUCCAUUGUCGUACCAACGCCAGCAGUCAUUGAGGAAUACAAUGCGCCCUCUACCUGGACGCUCCAGGAGCUGUCCGAAGCUCUUCAGAACUCCCAAACCGACCCUGCUCUCGUGCCUCUUCUGGAGGACGCUUUAGACCAUCUCAUGGACUCUAUCUUCAGUGGACAGAACGUUAAUGCUAUCGUCAUCAACCUACCCGUUGACAAUAUCGAAAUCAUCCCGGUACCCGUUCUCCCUGAACCGGAAAUUCCUGAGCCCGAACUUCCCGAGAAGCCUGUACUUCCCGGGAUCAUUCCCCCCACACCGGAAACGCCCGUGUCCAGCCCCUUGGUGCAGGUCAUCGUCAAUGUUAACGGCCAACAACAACAGCUUACUGAAGUCCCUCAUGAAAUCAAGCCUACCCCAGUUCAGGUCGUCGAUGAGAUCCCCGCCGACGUUCUUGCUGGCCUCAGGCACUAAAACCGUUACAAUUUGAAAGAUACCUAGAGAGAGAUACCAAUGUUAUCUUCGGUAUUAAUAAAUGAACUUGUACCAGUUUAA